Molecule: messenger RNA, 2629 nt
Organism: Prorocentrum cordatum
Lineage: Eukaryota; Dinophyceae; Prorocentrales; Prorocentraceae
Source: the annotation of a GenBank genome assembly
CGCCGAUUCCAAGUCGAUGUAUCCUCCCCUAUGCAAGUCCCCCCCCUAUCGUUGCCCCUCAGAAGCGGGGGGACGAGAAAUUGCGGUGAGGGCGUUCGUGACGGAGCGUUUCCAGGAGGCUUCGGACCCAGGGGGGACUCCUGCUUUGAUGAGGGCGGCGGUGAGAUCCUUGCCAGAUUCCUUAGCUAAGGGUUCGUUCACCAAUGCCCUCACGGCACAUAACAUAAACUUUCGGAGGUCCGUUGGAUCGGGGUUGGACCUCCCUCCCUGGCGCGCGGAGUGCUCCAGGGGCGGCGCUGGUGGCGCCGCCAGGGGGCCCCAGCGCCGAUCCAAGACCUCCGCGCGGACCUCCGACAGUUCAAUGUUAUGUUUUUCCUUGCCCCCCGAAAGAAUGGGCGAAGCCGGCGAGGACUGCCAGGUCCAGGCAGUCGGCCAGCUGCCGCCGCCGCGGGUGGGCCAGUGGCUCGAGCUGCGGCGACGGGCGGCGGGAGCGUGCGGGAGCGGUACUGCAUGAUCGUCGCGGUUUCCCUCUGCUCCGCCAGCAACGCUUUCUUGUGCAUGACGUUUUCGGUCCUAGAGCAGCUGUCAGCACAGGCUCUCUCGGUCGGCACCCUGAAGGUCGCUGGCCUCUACUCGAUCUGGCUCGCCGUCGUGUUUGUCGGCCUCACGCCUGGAACCUUCAUGACCGACCGAUACGAAGGACUCUCACUGGUCUGGAGUGCUCUUUUCAACGUGGGCUCGGGGGUGGUGCGUGCGUUUGGCGCCACGCGUGGAAGCUACAACCUAAUGAUCGCAUCCGAGAUCCUCUGUGGUGUUGGGGCGUGGACGAUAUUCACCCUUCCGAGCAAGAUCUCUCAUCGAUUAUUCCCUGUGCGGCAACAGGCGCUUGCGACGAGCAUCAUGCUGCAAGCCAACUACAUGGGAUGGCUGUUUGGCAUCCUCAUACCGCCGCUUCUAGCGACAGGCCCGACUGCGUUCGGAAGAGUGUGCGCAUGGCAGGCUGGGGUCACGCUGGUUGCUAGUACGGCCGCGUUGCUGAUGUUCGGGCUCCGCAGGUCGGGGGCACAGCGAUCGGCCAAGGUCGAGGAGCCCAUGCCAUCGCGCAAGACGUCUGGCUUCAUCGAGCUGGUGCAGAUCAUGAUCCAGCACCCUCGGCUCGCCGCUCAAAUAUUGUCCCACGGCUUGCUCGGGGGCGUCAGUUUUGCUGCACCGUCGGCGAUAUUUUUCAUCCUCGACAACUUCGGCUUCUCGCCAGCCGCUGCCACGGCCGUGAAUACGGGAUUCGUUGCGGCAGGCAUCGUGACAGGACUCGUGCUCGGCCGCCUCUGCAGAGACAAGCGGAGUUUCGGCAGGGCGUUGACGACCUGCUAUGCCACAUGCCUUGCGUCGCUCGUGGCGUGCGCUGCCCUGGCAGCAGGGGGGAUCUUGACAGGUGACAGUGCCGGGGGGCUAGCGCUAUUACUUCUGUUGAGCAUGCUGUCCGGGUCCAGCUCGCUCGGGUUCAUCGGCAUCGGCAUCGAGUCUACCAGCCUGUACCCUGUCAGGUCCAGCUUCGUCAGCUGGGGCAUCGAGCUGGUUGUGCUGGCCAGCGCGGCGGUCCUCUCCUACGUUGCGGCCGGGCGCUCUGGCUUCGCGGUCCUCGCAGUCGCUGCUGCAGUGUGUUCCUUCGUGCACUUCUCCAGCUUCAGAGUGGACAGCACCGGCAUGCCACGCCUUGGAUCGGCUGUGCAGCCGACAGCUUCUUGAGACUGGGCAGCGUGAGCCAAGCCCAUGGCAGCUGGAAUUAAUGUGUGUACCCUCAAUACAUGGAAGUGAAAUCUGGAAUUUGUGGUUGCCCUCGGGGCUCGGGCCGGCGGCCCUCCCGCCGCCUCGCCUUGCACGUGCGGCUUCUGCUGCAGGCCCCUGGCCUCGGGGGUCUGCUGCCCCUCUCGCUCUUGCGUCUGUGUGCGCGUCGAGAGAGGUGGGACACGCGCGGGCCCGGCAGGCUCGCCGAGUGCUGCGGCCGUGGCCCAGAGCCGAGCGCUGCCUGCACGAGUGCGCCUCCGCGGCCUGCCUGCGGGGCGGUUCCCUCCCCGCCCUCCUCGCCUCCUGCGUCUGCUCCUGCGCGUGGGCUCGGAUCCACGGGCCGAGCCGAAGCCUCUCUCAGUUUGCCCCUCCCCUCGCUCCUUCGCAGGACGUCGAGCUGUUGAAGGACCACGAGAGGAGUGGAUGAGAAAGAUGUGUAAUUGGAUUCGCCCGGACUGUACAUUGUACUACGUAGUUAGCUGCAGGCUUAUGUGCACUGACUGCUAAGGUGCGAGAUAGGCGUGGCCACGUUUGCUGGUCCGCUUGUUCCCAUCAGUGCCUUUUUUGGCCGUGGCUCGCUCGCUGGUCGGUCGUUCGGUCUUUCGGUCGGUCCCUCCACCGGUGCCGUCAAGUGUUCUUUCCAAUGGAGUUGAGGCUACACGCCAGCCCGCUUCCGACUAACGUAGCUCCUCCGCGUGGAAAAGAAUCUGGCUGUCUGCCGCAAAUCCACCAAGGUGCCAGCGAAGCAUUUUGCGUGACGACCAGCUUGGGGCUCUCCCCACAAUGUCUGGGGGGGGAGACGACCACCCACACUGACGCUGGUGGUGGAGCUCCCUACGUGGCA